Musa acuminata AAA Group (dessert banana) is the source of this 1536-nucleotide messenger RNA. RefSeq names its product protein MIZU-KUSSEI 1-like. The transcript has a single exon. Lineage: Eukaryota; Viridiplantae; Streptophyta; Magnoliopsida; Zingiberales; Musaceae. The coding region runs from base 494 to 1315 and encodes 273 amino acids. The record is from RefSeq and is a predicted model, not a curated record. Gene Ontology annotation, biological process: hydrotropism.
AUGUCUGUGAGAAAUUGGCACCUGCAAGAACAUCGUCUUGCUGCAACCUUUCCGUCGUCAGCAGAAUCAUACAUGCUUCAUGUUGCUCCCAGGAAAUAAAGGAAGACAAACCGGAGAGCAGAGGCAGGGCAGACAGUACUGUAGCUUUUGUCAACGCAGCUUGUUGCUGCUACUGUUUUGUCCUAAUCGACUGCCUGAGCUCUGUCAAAUGUCUCUUCUCUCACUCUUCCUCGCCUCCCGAGUGCGCACGCCGACAGCAUCCUUUUUAGUCAACCUUCUUCUUUUUCUUCCCCUCUCUCGGGCACCAUGUCGUUCUUUGUGUUCACUUGUUCUCCUCGAGACCAGUUCGGUGAGCUGCUCAACUCCCACCUCGUGUCAGUGUCAUCUAGUCAUCGAUUAGUACUCGAGGGCUGAUAAAAAGGACUCCAAGGACGGCAUGUAUCUCUCGUCGUUCGUCGCUGUUUGAUCACCAUCUGUUUCUUGUCUCAUCGGCAUGUAUCUCCAAGAAAUGAGGAGCAUCACCGCAAGAGGUUCCCUUGAGUCCUUGUCCUUCUCCAGGAGACACUUCCAUUGGAUAGUUGGAAAGCUGGGUGGCGGCGAAGGGAAAAGGUUUGGAGAAGAGGAGGAGGAAGAGGAGGGAAUCCUUGCGUUCUCCAGCGUCAGCUCGGCACGGUAUGCUUACGGUGACGAGGCGUCGGUGAAGCUGGAGACGGCUCAGCCGCAGUCCGAGAGGAAGAAGGUGCUUUCGGCUUCAGCCGCCGGAAAAGCCGUGUCGAGGCUCCGGUCGGUGCUGUCGUUUGCAAUCGGCAGUCGGCACCGUCAACUGGGCCUCGGCCGCCGGGUCACCGGCACUCUGUACGGCCGCCGGGGAGGCCACAUGCACUUCGCGAUCCAGGUGGAUCCCCGAGCGUGCCCCGCGAUGCUGAUCGAGCUCGCGACCUCCACCCGCGCACUGGUGAGGGAGAUGGCGUCGGGGUUGGUGAGGAUCGCUCUGGAGUGCGAGCGGCGGGCAGGGACCGGGAACCGGCGGCUGCUGGAGGAGCCCCUGUGGCGGGCCUACUGCAACGGCAAGAAGCACGGCCACGCCGCGCGGCGCGAGUGCGGACCGGCGGACUGGAGGGUGCUGCGGGCGGUCGAGCCGGUGACGAUGGGGGCCGGGGUCCUGCCGGCGGACGGCGGCGCCGACGGGGAGGUGAUGUACAUGAGGGCGAGGUUCGAGCGCGUGGUGGGUUCCCAAGACUCCGAAGCCUUCUACAUGAUGAAUCCCGACAGGAGCGGCGGCCCUGAGCUCACCAUUUACUUGCUUCGAGUUUGAUGACAACUCUUUUCUUGCAUGGCUUCACCACCUGUUGUUUCUCAUGCCAUUAUGCAUUGUUCUUCUCUCAUGUUGUGUGUGUAUGUAAUUUGGAAUGCUGGUCAACUGUGGCAGAAUCUAUUGCUCGGAAAGAGCGAGAAUGAAGUAUGCACAGUAUCAAGUCAGGUAGUGCAAUAUUCCUCUUUGGAAGAGAGAAGUUUAAGGUGUUCUAUGGAUGAAUG